CUCCAAGUAUGGACCUCUUUGGGUAUAAAGGCCAAAGGUUGGAAGUGUUGUCUUACCGUACGAACAACAAGGACCCUCAGAUUCACCCAAAGCCAUUGUUCACAGCCCUAGGUUUACAAGAUGCCAUCCACAACUACCAUUCUUUCCACAGCUCUGGCUCUUGGCCUAGCCACAGCCCAGGCCGAUGUCAACCCCAACGCCCAGGGCCCCUGCAACCCGACCAAGGGCGAGGGCGGCUUCUGCGGCCCCAAUGGCUCUGAGGAGUGGCUCAACUCGGGGCUCGGUGACGACGGCUGGAACCCGCCCUACCUCGACAUCAACGAGCUGUCUCACAUUUCGCUCGAGGAGUACUACGGGGGCGUAGGCAGCAACUGUGCCCAAUACGACGAAUUCUUCAAGUCAUCAGGUCAGAAGUACAACAUUGAUCCUGCUAUCCUGGCUUUCAUUGCUAUGCAGGAGUCGAGCUGCAACGCGGAUGCUGGAGGCCCGACGCCCGGCCUGAUGCAGUGUGCUCCAGGCAACUGCUACGAAGGACAGGGAGGAAGCUGCCAGUACCCAAUUCAAGACAAUGUCGACUGUGGUGCUUGGGUGCUUCGAGACUAUCUCGACUCCUCCGAUGGCAAUGCCGUUCGGGCUUUGGGCCGUUACAACGGAUGGUUCACAGCGGCCGAUAACACUGGAUUGAAUGGUGGAAAAGGCUUGACGGAGGGCUACCCUUGCUCAGGAGAAGGACAGAGCAAUGGCGUGCCGCAGAACCUCGACUACCUCCACGAGGUGCUCAACGGAUGGUUCAUGGGAUACGACAUGUACGGCAGUGACUCUAACCUUGGUGGAUAUUACAACUGCCAGGGCAACUGCUACUCUGGUCCGAUCUGCUAG
This is a messenger RNA of Emericellopsis atlantica, 879 nucleotides long. RefSeq names its product extracellular soluble lytic transglycosylase. The coding region runs from base 121 to 879 and encodes 252 amino acids. The transcript has a single exon. The record is from RefSeq and is a predicted model, not a curated record. Lineage: Eukaryota; Fungi; Ascomycota; Sordariomycetes; Hypocreales; Bionectriaceae.